AUGUUCCUGUUCAAGCAACCUCCAAAUCUUCCUCGGUGUAGCCAUCGCAUCGUUCGCCUCACAGAAUCUUUCCGAGGUAAUCCCGCCGAUACCGGUAUUAGCCAAGUGUCAAGUGAAGAUGAGAGUAACCCCAAUGGCUUUGUUUUGGACGCUCGUUCAGUCCAAACGAUCGAGGAUUUGUCAUGGCUCUAUCGCACAGCACGAAAACACUCAACUUCGCAAGCCUUUCGAAAACCUGGCGGUCGGGUCGUGAUCAUACGUUCCUGCCCCACUCAAAUAGAAGAACCCGAGUCCGUGGCCGCAAGUGAGGCAAUCGUCGGCUUUGCCAAGUCUCUGGCCAAGGAGAACGGAACACGCGGUGCUACUGUCAACUUGAUCCGAGAUGCGACUCCUUUCAACGAUGCAGAGAACGCCUUGGAGAAGCCAUUGGAGUGGCUGCUGUCGCACCAUAGCUGCUAUGUGACAGGUCAGGAAAUUGUGGUUUCUGCCAACCCUCGAAUACCUGCUGAAAUUGUGGAGAAUCGCUCCAUACUUAUCAGCGGGGCAGCGGGUGGAAUCGGGAGGGCCACUGCCAAAUUCCUGAACACAGAGCAGCAACCUUCUUCCAAGCUACUCCUUGUCGACCAUCCUUCCACCCAGUCCAAACUGGAUCAAGUAGCGGUUGAUCUCCGUGCAACAGCACCACCACAACGACAAGUAGAGGUGCUCCCCUUGGAUCUAACCCAAGCUGAUGCAGGAGAGAUCCUCGCCCAAGCAAGUGCCGAUAUUGGUGGUCUGGAACGUGUCAUCCACGCUGCGGGGAUUACACGGGACAAGACCUUGAAAAAUAUGGACUACGAAUCAGCCUGGAAGCCUGUCUUGGAGGUCAACAUGGGUGCAGCCUUCAAGAUUGACCAUGCACUUCUUUCCACUCCAGGAGCUCUGCUGCCAACAACGACAGGCAAUUGUGGUUCUUCCUUUGUAUACUUUGGUUCUACUUCGGGAAUAUCGGGCAAUGCCGGUCAAUCCAACUAUGCAGCGUCCAAGUCUGGGUUGCUAGGCUAUGCAGAGGCCAUGGCCAAGAGGCACCCAGAGCAUUCCUUUCGAGUGGUAUCUCCUGGCUUUAUUGAUACCGAUAUGACUGGGAAGAUGCCUUUUCUAGUUCGUAUGGUUGCUUCCAAGCUCAAUGCGCUCGGUCAGGCAGGAAAACCAGAAGAUGUGGCAGCAGCAGUUGCCUUCUUGUCCUCACCAGAAGCCACUGGUUUGGCGCCUGGUUUUCAUCUUCGUGUGUGUGGCAUGUUCAUGGGAGGCAGGUAGACGUACCGGUUACAGUAGCUACGUGACAGUAGACCAUAACAUUAUUCUCAGACUCCUGCCGAAACCAUGGAGGAGAAUUGCUCCAUACUUAGCUCUGGUUGCAGCAUGUGGGAUAGGAAGAGCCACUGCCAAAUUCCCAAACACAGAGCAGCAACCUUCAUGAUUGACCAGGCGCUGCUUUCCACUCCAGAAGCUCUACUGCCAACAAGAACGACAAGCAAUUGUGGUUCUUCCUUUGUAUACUUACUUUAGGUCUACUUCGGUAAUAUCGGGCAAUGCUGGUCAAUCGAACUAAACAACAUCCAAGUCCGGGUUGCUGGGCCAUGCAGAGGCCACGGCCAAGAGGCACCCAGAGCAUUC
This is a messenger RNA of Seminavis robusta, 1656 nucleotides long. NCBI's taxonomy places the organism in Eukaryota, Bacillariophyta, Bacillariophyceae, Naviculales, Naviculaceae. The record is from the annotation of a GenBank genome assembly.